AUGAAGGGGCCCUCACCCACAAGCAGCCUCCUUCUGCUACUGCUGCUGCUGACCCCAGACCCUGGAGCAGCACUGCUACUGUCACCCAGCAUUACCUGCUGUACUCAGCUCUACCGCCAGCCACUCUCGAACAAGCUACUAAGGAAAGUCAUCCGGGUGGAACUGCAGGAAGCUGAUGGGGACUGUCACCUCCAGGCCUUCGUGCUUCACUUGUCUCGACGCAGUGUCUGCAUCCAUCCUCAGAACCGCAGCCUGGCUCGGUGGUUUGAGCGCCAAGGGAGGAGAUUCCAGGGUAUUCUGCCUAACCUGAAUUUGGAGCUGAUAGGGAAAAUGGACCAGGGGCCCUAA
Molecule: messenger RNA, 348 nt
Organism: Puma concolor (puma)
Lineage: Eukaryota; Metazoa; Chordata; Mammalia; Carnivora; Felidae
Gene: CCL27
Product: C-C motif chemokine ligand 27
Biological process (GO): immune response
Cellular component (GO): extracellular region
Molecular function (GO): chemokine activity
Source: RefSeq, a predicted model, not a curated record